Molecule: messenger RNA, 564 nt
Organism: Hevea brasiliensis (rubber tree)
Lineage: Eukaryota; Viridiplantae; Streptophyta; Magnoliopsida; Malpighiales; Euphorbiaceae
Product: histone chaperone RTT106-like
Exons: 4
Coding region: 1-564 (187 amino acids)
Molecular function (GO): protein dimerization activity
Source: RefSeq, a predicted model, not a curated record
AUGGCACAAUUACCUUUUUAUCAAAAUGCUGAAUGUAUCUUUGGGAUGGAUAUGGCAAUUAAGAAUCGAAAGAAAGUAUCUCCAGCUACAUGGUGGCUAACUUAUGGAGCAACAACUCCAAAUUUGAGAAAUUUUGCUAUUAAAGUGCUUAGCCUUACUUGUAGUGCAUCUGGUUGUGAGCGUAAUUGGAGCAUCUUUGAGCAUAUUCACAGUAAAAAAAGAAAUAGACUAGCUCAAAAUCGCUUGAAUGAUUUGGAAGUGAUGGAUAGAGAUGAACUUGUUUUUGAAGAUGAUGAUUUGACAUGGAAUGUGGUUGCUGCAGCUACUGGAGCUGAAGAGAAUGCCUACAACACUAGAUUAAGCAAAGGGAAAAAUGUUGCAUCUACAUCACAGCAAAAAAGAAAAGCAUCAUCCACUCGUACUUCUUCACUUCUUGAAGACGAGGAAGAAAAUGAUGAUGAUGAAGAUGUUAAUUUGGAAGAUGAGUAUGAGGAGGAUAAUGAAGAUGAUGAAGAAGAUGAAGAAGACGAAGAGGAUUUUGAUAUUUCUAUUGAUGUGGAUUGA